Molecule: messenger RNA, 2188 nt
Organism: Pseudovirgaria hyperparasitica
Lineage: Eukaryota; Fungi; Ascomycota; Dothideomycetes; Acrospermales; Acrospermaceae
Product: T-complex protein 1 subunit beta
Exons: 4
Coding region: 279-1868 (529 amino acids)
Biological process (GO): protein folding
Cellular component (GO): cytosol; chaperonin-containing T-complex
Molecular function (GO): ATP binding; ATP-dependent protein folding chaperone; ATP hydrolysis activity
Source: RefSeq, a predicted model, not a curated record
GGUAAGAUUGAAAGAAAAGAUAUUCCGAUCUGUAUUCUGCUAAAUAUUUAAAGUAUAUGAAUAAAGUUAGGUAUAGUUACGGAUUUCUUUAGUGAGGUCUUGACCUAAAAAGAGCCUACCCGUCGGCGUUAUUGUGUUAUGAUUGGCCGAAGUCGAGCGCUAGCGGUCGAUAUCCGGCAUCGAAAUUUUGAGGUCGCGCGUCGGUAUAAUAUUAGAGAAGGGAGACAACUUUGAACAACCAAGCUCCAAACCCCUACUAAAGCCUUGAGAUACGCAUCAUGUCUCAGAAUCCUACUCAGAUCUUCGCGGACGAUGUCACGGAGGAGAAAGGCGAGAAUGCGCGUCUUUCAGCUUUUGUUGGUGCUAUAGCCGUCGGUGAUCUUGUCAAAAGCACGCUGGGUCCGAAAGGCAUGGACAAGAUCUUACAGUCUGCGUCUACGGGCGAAAUCAUGGUCACGAACGACGGUGCCACCAUCCUCAAGUCAAUCGCACUGGAUAAUGCUGCUGCGAAAGUCCUAGUAAAUAUCUCAAAAGUACAAGACGACGAGGUCGGUGAUGGCACUACGUCAGUAGCUGUACUUGCUGCGGAACUGUUACGCGAGGCGGAAUUCCUCGUGAACCAGAAGAUUCACCCACAAACGAUCAUCGAAGGCUAUAGGAUAGCAAGCCAUGCUGCACUGAAGGCGCUCGAGAAUGAAGCUGUGGAUCAUAGCAAAGAUCCAAUCGCGUUCCGUAAAGAUCUCAUCGCAAUUGCGCGGACUACGCUCAGUUCGAAAGUUCUCAGUCAAGAUCGCGAACAUUUUGCGGAGCUAGCGGUGGAUGCUGUUCUUAGGAUGCAAGGCUCGACUGAUUUGACGCAUAUACAGAUCAUUAAGAAGGCAGGAGGAAAGCUGAGGGAGUCAUAUCUCGAUGAGGGGUUCAUCCUGGACAAGAGAUUUGGUGUCAACCAGCCGAAGCGGAUAGAGAAUGCCAAAAUUCUAGUCGCGAACACAUCCAUGGAUACAGAUAAAAUCAAGAUAUUCGGCGCGAGGGUAAAGGUAGACUCCACAGGCAAGCUCGCUGAGCUGGAGAAGGCCGAAAGGGAAAAGAUGAAAGGCAAGGUCGAUCGCAUUAAGGCCCACGGAAUCAACUGUUUUGUGAACAGGCAGCUCAUCUACAACUGGCCCGAGCAGCUCUUCGCCGAUGCCGGGGUAUCGUCCAUCGAACACGCAGACUUUGAUGGAGUCGAACGACUAGCUUUAGUGACGGGAGGAGAAAUCACAUCAACCUUCGAUCACCCCGAACAGGUCAAACUCGGACACUGUGAUCUGAUUGAGGAGGUGAUAAUUGGAGAAGACACAUUGAUAAAGUUCUCGGGCUGCGCCGCAGGUAAGGCAUGCACUGUGGUUCUACGCGGAGCUACCGAGCAACUACUUGACGAGGCAGAGCGAUCUCUGCACGAUGCCCUUGCCGUGCUAUCACAGACAGUCAAAGAGCCGAAGGUUACACUGGGAGGAGGAUGUGCGGAGAUGGUUAUGGCUAAGGCGGUUGACCAAGCAUCUCAAAACGUGGCAGGCAAGAAGGCACUAGCAGUCGAUUCGUUUUCGAAAGCUUUAAGGCAACUCCCUACAAUUCUCGCAGACAAUGCCGGUUUUGACUCUAGCGAUCUUGUGGCACGGCUCCGCAAAGCAGUCUAUUCUGGCAUGACCAAUUCCGGGCUAGACAUGCUCUCUCCAGGUGGAGGCAUCGCAGACAUGCGUGAACUUGGUGUGAUCGAGAGCUACAAGCUCAAGCGCGCGGUGGUAUCGUCGGCAUCAGAAGCCGCAGAACUACUCUUGAGAGUCGACAAUAUCAUCAGAAGCGCACCACGGAAGCGUGAUCGCAUGUGAGGAGAUGUUAUGGAGUCAAAACGUCAACACGACGGACCUGGACAGGGGACUUGUGCGCAUUGUGGUGAAAGUACGGUACCUUUCGUGCCAAAGGCAAAGUAGCAUCGGCAAUCAUUUCUUCAUUGCAUGCCGGCAAGCGCAGAAUAAUAAUGUCUCUCCGUAGGCGACUUUAGAAGAUACCAUGUAGACCGAAAGUCACACAGUCCACGCUCCAAGUUACAGAGACUUUAAUUGCAUAUGCGAUAUGCUGUAUGAGAUAUAACUAGAUCCGACCUCUUCACUCUCAAUCAAUCUGGAGCAAUAUGCACGUACUACAAUGC